Bolinopsis microptera is the source of this 2257-nucleotide messenger RNA. RefSeq lists its product as uncharacterized. Gene Ontology annotation, biological process: transmembrane transport. Gene Ontology annotation, molecular function: transmembrane transporter activity. The record is from RefSeq and is a predicted model, not a curated record. Lineage: Eukaryota; Metazoa; Ctenophora; Tentaculata; Lobata; Bolinopsidae. The transcript is spliced from 4 exons. The coding region runs from base 91 to 1509 and encodes 472 amino acids.
AAGAAAACAGGUUUGCUCAAUUGCUACUGUAUUGCUAUUAGUGUUUUUACAUUUACUCCAUCGAUAUUUGUGUAGUUAAUUUUUGAUAAAAUGCAGCAGCAGAUAAAACAGGUUUAUAGAUUACUCAAAAACUAUAAAAUGGGGGAUUAUUCUACUUCAUCUCAUAGUUCUCCGUGCUACACAUCUGAAUGUGAGUCAGAGUACGAGGACUGCAAAGGAAUGUCAAAGAAAAAACAGCUCUUUAUGAUCGGACUCCUCAUGGUCAACUCCCUGUGUCUCUGGAUAACAUUUGGGAUUAGGAGCGGCUUCCUUCUGGGUUCCUUCGCUGAACACGACAUCCCCAGUGGCAUGGCAGGUCUGGUUGAGGGGAGCAUGCUACUCGGCUAUAUCCUUACCUUCGUGUCCGGACUGGGUAACUUUCUGAUGAGGAGAUACAACAGCAGAAUUUUACUGGCUGGCAACUCUGGAAUCACCGCUCUCCUGACCCUGGCUACUGGAGUUGUCUAUCUGGACCAUCGCAACCUAACCGUCGUCAUCGUCUCCAUUGGGCUGAGGAUACUCCAGGGCUGCUGCAGCUACUUCUCCUAUGUUUUCCUCUUCGACACCUUCAGCGCUCAGUUCUCGGCCUUCUUCGACUUGGCGGUAGCUCUUAACGGUCUAGCUGGGUACGCUGGAAUGGGCCUCAGUGUAACCAUUGGCUGUGUCCUCUUCGACAAGCUGGGUUACGUUACCACCUUUGCUGUUGCCAGUGCUUUCUGCAUGGUGCAGGCGCUUUUCAUGCUGUUCCUACCUCCUACUCCUACUUACCUGUCGACCCAGAAACCAGAGAACAGGGGUGAAAAUAAAGAAGAGGACAGUGUGAAGAAGGUGAACAAGUUGAGCUGGCUAACCAUCAUCCCUCUCAUCGCCUCCCUCUUCAUCAACCUGAACUUUGGAUACUUGCAGGUGACAAUGACGGAGUUUAUGCAUGAGUCACUUGGAAAAUCCUAUUCUUUCGGAGGACUAGUUUUCUCUCUUUCCACAGUGGGUCUUAUCCUUGGCAGCAUAUUCUCUGGGAUAGUACUGCAGGAGAAACUCAUCAAAGCUAACACUCAAAUGCUGUUCGGAGCUAUCCUGAUGGUAAUGGCUCUCCUGUUAGCAUUCCCUCCCGCCUCUGUAGAAUGGAUUGCUGCCUUCUCCUCCUGGCCGGCAAGUCUGUUAGCAGGAGCUGGAGAAUCAUUGGUCACCCUAGCUGCCAUCACCGCCAUGUACGACGUACAGAGAGAAGUUCGCGGAGAAGUCACCCCAAAAUGUGCAACGAACAUUGCUGGAAUGUGGGUGGUGGGCUACGCUGGUUUCUACUUUGGAGGGUCGGGGAUGGCUGGUGCAGUUAAAGGACUCUUGUCAUUCUACCACAUGUCGCUGGUUAUGGUGGGGUGCUGUGCACUUAGUGGUGUGAUGUGUGUCCUGAUUGGGUGCAUCAACAGGAAGAAGUCAAGUGGAGAGAAAACCCCUCUGCUGUCUACGUGACCCUGAACUUUCGUCUUAAAUCAAGACAAGAAACUUACUUGAUACCUUAACUGGAAGAUAAAUAAGGAAAUUUAAGGAUUAUGACUACUGCAAGUAAAGUGAAUGCUAAUAGAUCGUAAUGAUUUUAGUGCUAGGAUGAUGUUAGUGCUAGUCUCAUGCUUGUGCUAGUCUGUUAGAUGAUUUGAGGUGAUGUUAAUAACAUUAUUUGUAUCAAAUUUAGGCGACUGAAAGACAUUGCAGAACACUUUUUGUUAUUGAAUUUUCUUGAGUUAUAUAUAUUCUUGAGUUAUAUAUAUUCUUGUAUGAUGUAAAUCAUAUAAAUUUCAUCGUGAAUGAUAUUGAUUUAAACUUAUUUUCUGGAAUGAAAGUGAUAAAGCCCAAUGGCCUAGAUCAUUGUGUUAAACACAGUAGCAGUCAAACCCCUAAAGGGGUUUUUGUCUCCCCACAAUAAUUUUAUUAGCUACAUCAGAGCCGAUGAAAUUUAUAAAACAUAUGCGAACCAGAAGUGGAAAAACCAGUUUUUAACAAAAUAAGAUAAGAGCAGACAAUGUGGAAUACCGGGUUUGACUGUAAGACUUCUCCAGAUGAAAGCUGGAUUUAAUUUAUCUGGUAAGAUAAUGAUAAGUGCUACUGCGAUUACGUAGAGUAAUUUGAUUACGUGACGUAAUUUGAUGUACAUAGAGGUCGUCUGAUAUUUAUUAUGUUAAUAACUACUUGGAUGGCAAAUUGCAGCUGCGCAAUUAAUAUU